Engraulis encrasicolus (European anchovy) is the source of this 2970-nucleotide messenger RNA. RefSeq names its product GA binding protein transcription factor subunit beta 2b (gene gabpb2b). The record is from RefSeq and is a predicted model, not a curated record. Gene Ontology annotation, molecular function: protein binding; transcription cis-regulatory region binding. NCBI's taxonomy places the organism in Eukaryota, Metazoa, Chordata, Actinopteri, Clupeiformes, Engraulidae. Gene Ontology annotation, cellular component: nucleus. The transcript is spliced from 9 exons. Gene Ontology annotation, biological process: positive regulation of transcription by RNA polymerase II. The coding region runs from base 400 to 1755 and encodes 451 amino acids.
UGGCAAAACAACUUGGCAUAACAUCUAGACAUAAUCAUUGUUUUGUGGAAUAAAGCUGUUCAAUUAAGAUAAAACUAAAAUGCAGAGCCCGUCUCUAACAUGUCGCUGCAUGAAAAUUGCACAUUUACAUACAUUACACAUAUUAGUUUAAUUAAUGGGUGCUGCCAGUGCAGAAAGUUUUGAUGCUGGAAGUAAACUUCCGCCCAGACUUCGGGCGCCAUAUUUGAUCAACUGCCCCGUAUUUGUAUUCUUUUUUUUCUAACCCAGAAAGUUCAGAGAACUACGACCAGAAACAAACAGAAAGUCCCAAUAAGUUACUGUAGCAACGCCGUAAGCUUUCAUGUGACAUUCGAGGACAUACUUAGGACUCAUAAGGAUAUCCAAAGAUAUUCUGAAACGAUGUCUCUCGUGGACCUGGGCAAGCGAUUACUUGACGCAGCACGUAAAGGCCAGGAUGAUGAUGUCAGGACACUCAUGGCCAAUGGAGCCCCUUUCACUACAGACUGGCUUGGGACGUCACCUCUGCACCUGGCCGCCCAGUAUGGGCACUUCUCUACUGCGGAGGUGCUCCUCAGAGCAGGCGUCAGCAGGGACGCUCGCACCAAGGUGGACAGGACGCCGCUUCACAUGGCCGCCGCAGAGGGCCACACCACCAUUGUGGAGCUACUCGUCAAGAGUGGUGCGGAUGUGAACGCCAAGGACAUGCUGAAGAUGACAGCGCUCCACUGGGCCACGGAGCACGGCCACCGGGGGGUGGCGGAGCUGCUGGUCAAGUACGGAGCAGACACCCACGCCAUGAGCAAGUUCGACAAGACCCCCUUCCACAUCGCCGUGGACAAAGGCAACACUGAGCUCAUGCUUCUGCUGCAGGAGGGUAUGCAGAACCAGGUGAAUAUGAACCCCCUGAGCAGCUCCGCAUCCUCCAUCGCCAACCCCCAGUUCCUCAUCUCCUCCUCUGGGGAAGUCAUGAACCUCUCUGACCUCGUCCUCACAGCUGCAAAGCCUAAUUCAGGCACUCUAUUCAAUACACAGUAUCACAACUAUGAAGUUGGCACUGAAGAAGUGAUUGCCGCCAACUCUGUGGACUCGGCGAUCCAGCAGGUGGUUGGGGAAGGAGGUCAAAGGGUCAUCACCAUAGUUACGGACCAACAGGGCAACCUGCAGCCUGCUUCUCUGGGUCAGAAGUUCUUUGUCACCAUGCAAGGCCAGCAAAUGGUAGCAGUUCCGGCAGGACAGAUCACAGAGGAGGUGGUGGUGGAGGAGUCCAAGCCUCCCACGCCUCGCAAGAGGAAGCUGGAGCAAGUGGCCGCCCAUGUGGAGCCCAAAGUGAAGCAGGAGAAGGUGGAUGAUAAGGACAGCAGCCGUCAGCAGCUGGAGCUUCAGCUGCUGGAGGCCAACAGGCGAGCUCAGGAGUACCGCCAGCAGCUGCUGCAGAAGGAAGAGGAGGCCGAGAGCUACCGCCUCAAGCUGGAGGCCAUGACCAACGGCCAGCCCAACGGCACCGAGCACGGGGAGGGAGAUGGGGAUGAAGGAGACGCAGGAGGCCAGGAGGAGGUGGUGCUGCAGGAGGAUGAGGACGAGGAGCAGGAGGUGGAGCAGGAAGGGGAGGUGGUGAUGCUGUCAGAAGGCACCAUCAUUAUCAAGCCGGGGGAGCUGGACGCAGAGGGUGGGGAGGGGGAGGGGGAAGAGGUGACGCUGGUGGACGCGGCCACAGGGGAGAGCACGGCCGUGCUGCAGACACCCGUGUCCACGUAACACACACACACACGCAUGCACGCAAGCACACACACAAACCCUCAUUUCUGAACCCCAAAAGCUCCUGUCCCUCCCCCCUCCACACUCAGGACUCUGGAUACUUUAGACACCCUCUUUCAACGCCUGUAGUGUGUUGCUUGGUUUUUAAUUUAUUUAUAAUGAUCAUGAUCACAAUGACGACACUAGACACAAUUCAUUUUGUGUGCAUGACAUCACAAUGCAUUGUGUUAUUUGCUUUUCUACAAAGAGGGUUUAUUGGUGCCAGGAGACCUCAGUUGUGACUCCAUUGCGUUGAGAAGUAAAACAAGGCCCAUCACAGUCACACUCACAGUCAUGCGAGGCUGGCUGGCUGGCUCUGGACAUGGACUCCUUCUACCUGACUGAUUCGAGAUUUUUUCGAGAAUUUUAUCUGGCCCGACCCAGCUUUCAUUUUAUAGCUGACCUGGACCGUACCUUCCUCUCCUUUAACCACAGUUGCCUUAAUAUCUUCCAAUCCUAAACACAGACACACACAGGCGCACAUACACCAUGUACCUCUGUUUUUUCAGUACAAGGCCAGAGUUAUCCACAUCUUUUAAAGGUUUCUCACAUGCAACAUUUGUUUUAAUCAUUUGUUUUAGUCAUUUGUCCCCAAUUUUACAAAGGAAUUAUUUUUCCAUAAUCCUCUUGAUGAAUGCCCCCUUACAAAACAGUUUUGUAGUUUUUUUCUCAAGGAUUUUGUAGCUUUUAACAUGUACAGUAACUUGGCCUGGUCUUAUACAGUGUGCUUGCUUUGCUUCUAAUGAUCAGCUUUUGCAAAGUUUUAGCUUUUGUUUGCAGACUUUAGAAAUGCAGAACAGGGAAGCAUUAUGAUGAAUAUUCAGAUCAGGAGAAGUGCACAUCUGUUUUAUUAUUAUUAUUAUUAUUAUUAUUAUUAUUAUUCCACUAUUACUGAUCCUUAUGUAAUCGAUUGGGAGAUUCUCUUCAUUCAUUCAGCUGUCUACCCAUAUGCAUUUAGGAAGUAAGGUACGAAAGAAGAAAUGUGUAGAGAUUGUAAACCUUGUAGCAUGUCACUGCCCACCCAACCUUUUCUUGUUUACACGUACAGUAUGCAGUUCUGAUUUUAUUAGUUUAAUGUGUUACACUUACCUGACCUGUUGAAAGAAUCACACUACUUAGUUUUGGACACAACCCUGACUCAUAUGCAACACAGAAUAAAUUAUACUUUUGUUUAAA